UAUGGUGGUGGUAUACGAUGCAUAAAUUAUUGUGACAAAAGGAAAUUUAUGUAAAUAUUGUUUCUGAUAUUGAAAGUAAAUACUGUUUUUAGUAUGCCAUUUCAGGUGACAAGAGAUCCAGUUGAGCGUUCAUGUUGUGUACCAGUGUGUAAAAAUCAAAAAUGCAGUCUGUCGCACAGAUUUCCUAUUAAAGAACAGAAAUGCAAUGAAUGGUUAGCGGCCCUGGAAAUACCCAAGUUAUAUGAGAUUCCAAAGGAAAAAUUAUGUCGUUCAUAUUUUGUAUGUACAAGACACUUUCGUUACGAAGACUACAAACAUCCAACUAGUCGUCAUUUGAAUACAACUGCAGUUCCCAGCAUAAAUAUAAAAGAUUUAAGUCAACUAAAUCUCGUGGAAUCUAGGUGGAAAUCGGAUAAUAAAAUUAAAAAGAAUAGACAAAACAUAAUUUGUCAAGCUCAGUCUGAUAAUGUUCAAGACGCCGCGGUCAUAGAUUUAGUUUCAGAAUAUGAUGUUCAAGAACCAGAUGCUGCUGAUGCAACAAUUUAUGUAGAAAUUGACCAAGAGAACGAGAUAGCAGAAAACUGUUCUAUUCUAAAUUCAGGUUUAAAAAGAGUUUCACCUUUCCCUUUAGAGAAUCAGGACACAUUGCACAUUGAAAAUAAAAAAAGCAAAACAAACAAAGAACAUGAGGAACAUGAUAGCUUUACAUGCAGAGGUGGUGAAAAUCAAUUGCUUGAGCUUGAGGAAAAUGAAGAAACAGAUGUUAAGGAUGUUAGCUCUAUAUUAACAAUAAAUCAUCCUAAUUAUGAAGAAGAAAUUGACAUAAAUUUAUUUUGGCUGCGAGAUCACUGCAAAUGCAAUUUGUGUUAUAAUCAUGAGAUGUAUCAAAGGAAAACAAAUAUUUUGGAUAUUCCACUAGAUAUAAGUGUUCUGCAGACUGGAAUCAAAGACGAAAAAUUAAUUAUUAAAUGGGAAGAUGAACAUGAAUCAGAAUACGAUUUAGAUUUUCUAUAUAAAAAUCAAUUUAAAAAGCAACCUUUAUUAAAGUUUACUGAAUAUUUUUUGUGGGAUAAAACAAAUAUCACUAAUGAUGGCAGUAAUAAAUUUAUAGAAGUAGACUUUGGUCAUUUUCUUAGUAACGAAAAACAAGCUGUAGCAGUUGUGGAAAGCCUCGUUAAAUUUGGUAUUGCUUUUAUUAAAAAUGUGCCCCCUACAACAGACAUGACAGAACUAUCAAUAAAACGAUUGUUUCCAAUUCAAAAAACAUUAUUCGGUGAAAUGUGGACAUUUACAAGUAAUAAAAAUAGGGCUGAUACAGCUUAUACAACUGAAUAUUUAGGACCCCAUACCGAUAAUACCUAUUUUUCCGAUGCAGCUGGUUUACAAAUAUUUCAUUGCAUUGAAUUUGAAGGCAGUGGCGGCGACUCAAUUUUCGUCGAUGGAUUUAAUGCUAUUGAAAAAUUAGGAAAUGAAGAUCCUGAAGCUUUAAAAAUAUUAUCAACAAUUAAUGUACCUGCAGAGUAUAUCGAUAAAGGCCAACAUCAUAAGUAUUCCGCUCCAAUAAUUCAAUUAGAUCCAAUUACUUUACAACCCAAGCAAAUACGCUUUAAUUUAUAUGAUCGCAGUGAUUUCAAUGAAAUCGAAUUAAGUAAAAUUAAACCGUUUUAUAAGAGCUUAAAAAAAUUAGCACAAAUCGUUAAUGAUGAAAAAAAUAUUCUCACAUAUAAAUUGGAUCCUGGUACUAUUGUGUUAUUCAAUAAUUGGAGAAUUUUACAUGGAAGAAAAGAGUUUUCCGGUUUACGUGUUAUGACUGGUUGCUAUGUUUCUAGAACAGAUUUUAUGAGUAAAGCUAGAACUCUAGGUUUGGUUGCGUAAAAAAAACUUAUGAGAUUUGUUGCGCUAAACAUUGUAAUAUAUGAAAAAUUUUAAUUAUUUUUUUUUGUUUUGGAACGUUAUGUACUUCUGUGUAUUCUUUUUUAAUCUUCUAAAAAAAUGUUACCAUAAUUACACAAAAACCAUAAUUAAAAUAUAAAUUUUUUAUGUAUUUGGAUUAACUUUUAAAACGUAAUUUUUAUUAUCGUAUUUUU
Condylostylus longicornis is the source of this 2087-nucleotide messenger RNA. RefSeq names its product trimethyllysine dioxygenase, mitochondrial (gene Tmlh). The record is from RefSeq and is a predicted model, not a curated record. The coding region runs from base 94 to 1875 and encodes 593 amino acids. Gene Ontology annotation, cellular component: mitochondrion. The transcript is spliced from 6 exons. Gene Ontology annotation, molecular function: trimethyllysine dioxygenase activity; iron ion binding. Lineage: Eukaryota; Metazoa; Arthropoda; Insecta; Diptera; Dolichopodidae. Gene Ontology annotation, biological process: carnitine biosynthetic process.